UCCAUAUUCCCUUAUCUAAACCAAGUUAGGAGACUCCCAAUUCCCAAAGCUUUUCUUUUUGGUCCAAGGCAAAUCUUACUAACUCCAAGUCUUUUCUUCCGAUUUCCUUCUUCGAUUGGGAAAGUGUUUUUAUUUUUAUUUUUUUAAAGUUUUGUUUGGCCUUGGCAAUAUCACAUGUAUAUCCGAAGCAUAAACAAGGAAAUAUGCGGUUUUCGUCUUCGGUUUGACCGUUUCUUAAGUCUGUCUUUACCUUGUCGUUCUUAGCUAUUUGACGAACGCGCGCCAUUAAUGCCCAGUACAGUGAUUCACAAGAAGCUAUCGUACAUUUUGAUUUUCCGGUACUUCUUCAAAGCUUCUGGGGCAUGCAAACGGAGGGUUAGGUUAUAACCGGAUUUUAGGAUAAAUUAUUAUCCUUACACAGGAGUCCAGGAGUGCAUUGAAAAUUCUGUUGGAGAUCCUAUACACUUGAAUAGGAUAAGAAAUGGGGAUUUUGCGGUUUCCUUGGAAGAGUUCUGCAGAGUCUGCCGACCCUGUCCUUGGAAUAUUGGCGUUUGAAGUUGCUGGGUUGAUGUCAAAGCUGGUUAAUUUAUGGCAUUCUUUGAGUGACAAAGAAAUUCUAAGGUUGAGAGAACAGAUUGCAGACUCAGCUGGGGUUAAAAGGUUUGUAUCCGAGGAUGAAGAAUACCUAAUGGAACUUGCACUGGAGGAGAUAAUUGAGAAUUUUGGAUGUCUUUCUAGAUCUGUGGUGAGGCUUAGCAAGAGGUGCAGAGAACCUGUGUAUCACCGUCUCGAAGAAUUUUAUAUGGACCCGGUUCACAAUGAUUUUCAGUGGUUCGGUUGGGCAUAUAAAUGGAAGAAAAUGGAGAAGAAAGUGAAGAAAAUGGAAAGGUUCAUUGCUGUUACGAUGCAAUUAUCACAUGAGCAAGAUGUAUUGGCUGAGCUUGAACAAACUCUGAGGAGAAUGCAGUUUAAUGCUCAGCUAGACCGGGUGAAAUUGCUCGAGUUUCAGCAGAAGGUGAUGUGGCAACGUCAAGAAGUGAAGAAUUUGCGAGGGAUGUCUCCAUGGGUGAGAACUUAUGACUAUGUUGUUCGGCUUAUGGCAAGAUCACUUUUUACUAUAUUGGAAAGAAUUAAACUUGUCUUUGGAGUUAAUCAAAUGGCUUCUGAAGAAGAGAAGACUUACUGUCAACCUAGAAAUUCUGAUUAUAUCCAUCGCACCCCUUCCUUUUCAGCAGCUAUGCAUUCUUCUCUUUAUCCAUCUGAGACAAAGGCAUGCGGCUUUUCUUCUGGACCUCCAAGAUCAAUUACGUCAGGGAUGAAUAGUGAUGAGAACACAAUGAACGGAAGGAGGCAAGAAGAUCAUCACCAGUCAUCUGCAGAACGUGGAAAGUUUAAAUAUUCGAAAUCCAAGCGGCAUGGCGGAUCUUUUGGCGGCUGCAUGAUUGGCGGGAGUCAAUCGCCUAUUGUAGAGAGUUGCAAGCCUACAGCUGGUGGUUCCAUGAGGCUGCUCCCUACUUAUGUAAAAAAUAUUGACUAUACGAAAAGAUCUAGUAAGGCGCCUCUUUCUUCAAGUAACAACGUAUAUUUUAAAUUAGCACUGUUCAAUGCCAAUGGUAAAUUGUUGAAUGUACGUGCCUCUACUCUUGGGGAUGCUGCUUUAGCUCUUCACUAUGCAAAUGUUAUCAUAUUGAUUGAGAAACUAGCUUCAUCACCUCACUUGAUCAGUCCUGACGCAAGAGAUGACCUAUACAAUAUGUUACCUACGACAAUAAGAACCACUUUGAGGGCAAAACUCAAGUCCUAUGCCAUAACUAUGGGUUCAUCUGUCUACAAUCCUGCCCUCGCAGCAGAGUGGAAUGUGGCACUCCUGCGGAUAUUGGAAUGGCUUGCUCCACUUGCUCAUAAUACGAUAAGAUGGCAUUCUGAGCGAAAUAUUGAGAAGCAGCACGAGGUUUCCAGAACAAAUAUCCUUCUGAUGCAGACCCUCUUCCAUGCUAAUCAAGUAAAAACGGAAGCUGCGGUCACGGAGCUUCUGCUUGGCCUGAAUUAUUUCUGCAGAAUUGGUGGUGUUAAUGGGCUAAAGAUGGUCAGGGAACAGGCCAUAUCAUGAUUGGUUGCAAGAUAAUACUCCUUAUGACUGCUUUGAAGUUUGAGAAACGAGAAUGGCUUUACUCUUUAGGCAAGAUAUCUUACGACAGAAGGGAGUUAAGUGCAUUUGAUCCACUUGACACUUGAGCCUCUGCUACGCGCUCACUGGGCACUGCAAGCGCAAUCUAAUCUGAACAUGUCCUUCCUAUCCAUGAUUUCUCGGGUAACUUUGCCAUCAAGUUUCCAGUCAUGAUGAAGCAAUGACUGCAAAACAAAGUGUAAAGCAGCCAAUUACAGAUGUGCGCAGGCGCGCAUAUUCUUUGCCCAGCUGCAAAUGGAAGUGGCUCAAAAUGUUGCCCUUUAUGAUAAACUUUCGAGUUGAUGGACCUCUCAGGCAUGACGAAACAAGGGUCAUCCCAAACAUCGGGGUCUCAUCAGAUUGCCCAAACGUUCACACCUGUGUUUUUUACAAAGUAUCCGUAGAAAUUGGUAUCAGGCGUAGCCUCUCAGCAGGACUAUGAGCGGAAGAUUGUAAACGUCACCCAUUUCUGCCUUUCUGUUUGUUCCCACCACUGGUGUAAGCUCAGCCUUGGCAUUGUUCAUCGCUUCAGGUUUGUAUGGUAGCUCGGUGAGCGCCCAUUCAACAGUGGAGAUUAAGAUCGUGGGAGCUGAAUUUGCCUGAUGUGCCGAACCAGGGUCUUAGUUGUUAAAAGAAAGCAAAGCGCAAAACUAGAAUCUUUGUUUAAUACCAUAAGUGAGGAUUGCAAGUUAAUUACAGAAAUGCACGCGUGUACAUGUUUUUGUUUA
Messenger RNA from Morus notabilis, 2895 nucleotides. RefSeq lists its product as uncharacterized. The record is from RefSeq and is a predicted model, not a curated record. Gene Ontology annotation, biological process: positive regulation of growth. Bases 482 to 2110 code for a protein of 542 amino acids. The transcript is spliced from 4 exons. NCBI's taxonomy places the organism in Eukaryota, Viridiplantae, Streptophyta, Magnoliopsida, Rosales, Moraceae.